Macroventuria anomochaeta is the source of this 678-nucleotide messenger RNA. RefSeq lists its product as uncharacterized. The record is from RefSeq and is a predicted model, not a curated record. The transcript has 2 exons. Bases 40 to 477 code for a protein of 145 amino acids. NCBI's taxonomy places the organism in Eukaryota, Fungi, Ascomycota, Dothideomycetes, Pleosporales, Didymellaceae. Gene Ontology annotation, cellular component: cytosol.
GCCAUACUACAUUCCUCCAUACCAGAACCCUCACCCAAAAUGUCUCUCCCAGACCAAGAGCCGUCGCUGCUCCAUCGUUCUUUGACCCAUCCGCCUCAUAGAGCUGUUUCAGCUUCUGGCCAUUGCCUCUAUCUGGAGGAUGACAGACCCAUACUCGAUGCCUGUGGUGGUGGUGCUGCUGUGUCCAUCAUAGGCCAUGGCAACAAAGAAGUCAUGAGGGCCAUUGUGACACAUAUGAGUCGGGUCAGCAAUGUGCACACUCUUGCAUACACCACCGACUCUGCAGAAGGCCUAGCUAGGUAUGUCCUGGGGCCCCAUGAGGGACCAGAUUCCCAUCUUACCAGCAUGGAUUAUAAAAAGCAUUCUUCGUCGGCAGCGGAACCACUCACCGUGCCUGCACAUAAUCAACCCUACAUCAUCGCUAUUAUCGCUACCGUUAUCUCACCUACCCUCCUGCCACCUCUACACUCUGUUUAGAUCCGUCACCUACAUUUAAGGCGCAACGCCUAUAUGUACUUACUACUAUAAGAUUCAGCUCCUCCAUGCGAUUAGAAAGAUACCAAGGUUGUUGUUGUACUAAAGGCAUGUGGGGAUUCAGUCAUUGUUGCAGAAUUACUUAUGCGCAAAAUCAGGGGGGGGGGGGGCACGAUAUUCUACAACUCACCAAUAACAAUCGGC